ACAAUUGAAAGGCCUCGAUUGAACAAACGUUAGGACAUGAUGCGCUUCUAUAUAAAUUCAAGGAACAAAAAAGCAAGCUAAUUAAGGUUUUGUGUUCUGCAUAAUUAAUCCAUUAAGUAUAGUGAGAUCUGAGGUGAGGAGAGGAUUAAUUAAGACAAAAUCUAGCCAAACUUGUGUGAAUCUCCCUCUAAUCCAUAUGCAUGAUCCCCCCCCUCUUGCUUUGCAAAUACUGUGAGCUUAAUUAAUUCCAUGUCUCUCUCUAAUUCUGCUUUUGAUGUUGCAAGUUGCAAGAAGCUUCACCUCUCCUAGGGUUUAUACAAGCAGCGGCAUGGACGACUCGAGCCUCUUCUUGCAUUGGGCGGUGAGCACGCUGCAGCACCAGCACCCGGCGGCCGUCGCAGUCGUGGCCGACGACGACGCCACGUUCUUCUCGUUCCAGGAGCUCUGCGACACCGAGGAGGUGGUUGUUGUCCCGGUCCAGGAAGAAGUGAUCACGGAAGCGCAUGGUGGUGGAGCCAGCAGAAUCGGCCUCGCCGUGGCCGUGGAUGAGCACGGAGGCUGGUCAAGGUCCCCGAAUCCGGGGGCCAGGCCGCCGUCUGGUGGAUGCGGCAGCAAUAAUCUGCCCCUGAUGAGCUGGCUUCAGCGCCGCCUCGGUGGCGGUGCAGGUGCAGCCGAACGGCGGCGGCGGUGGCGGCGCGCCGGAGAUGGCGUACGGGUCACCGCCGGCGGCCGGGGGAUCCACCACCAGGAAGACCUCGGCGCCCACGGUGGGGCGGCGGCGGCGUACGCGCAGCUGGAGCACGUCGUCGCGGAGCGGAAGCGGCGGGAGAAGAUCAACCAGCGGUUCAUGGAGCUCUCCGCCGUCAUCCCCAAGCUCAAGAAGAUGGACAAGGCGACGAUCCUCUCCGACGCGGCGAGCUACAUCAGGGAGCUGCAAGAGAAGCUCAAGGCGCUAGAGGAGCAGGCUGCUGCCAGGGUCACCGAGGCAGCAAUGGCGACACCGUCGCCGGCGAGGGCGAUGAACCACCUUCCAGUUCCGCCGGAGAUCGAGGUGCGGUGCUCGCCGACGAACAACGUUGUGAUGGUGAGGAUCCAUUGCGAGAACGGCGAGGGGGUGAUCGUGAGGAUCCUCGCCGAGGUCGAGGAGAUCCACCUCAGAAUCAUCAACGCCAAUGUCAUGCCAUUUCUGGAUCAGGGCGCCACGAUGAUCAUAACGAUCGCUGCAAAGGUAGAGGAAGGCUUCACAGUCAAGGCAGAGGAGAUUGUAGGCAGGCUUAACUCAGCUUUAUACAAACAAGACGUCAGCACUGCUAUUGAGGAAAACAGAAACUAAAAUUCGUACUCCCUCCGAUUUAAGAUGUAAGUUGUUUUAGCUUUCUCAACUUCCCCAAAAUGCAAGUCAUUUUAAACUUCUUUGCAUUUUUCAUCUUAAUUUCCUUUUGAUUAUUCAUCCUUGUGAAAAAAAAUGACUAUUCUUUCCCAAUAAUGCAGUAUACGUAUGAAGAGCAAGAAGUCAUUUGAACUAUAUAUCGCACAAGUUUAAAAUGACUUGAACUUGAAAUCAGAUGGAGAACGCUAUAUAGUACAUCUACAUCAGGGGUUAAUUAAUAUAUACUACCUUCGUUUCAGGUUAAAAGACUUUAUAACACUACUCACAUUCAUAUAUAUAUUAAUGAAUCUAGUCACACAUAUAUAUCUAAAUUCAUUAACAUAUAUAUAUGAAUGUGGGCAAUGCUAGAAAAUCUUAUAAUAUGAAACGGAGGAAGUACGUAUGUAUAGACUUCCUAUACGCGGUAUACAUAUGCACGUGAAAAUACACAUAUGCUUGGAUACAAUGGAGCUUGUACUUGGACGGUCAUGGUAUAUAUAUU
This is a messenger RNA of Oryza sativa Japonica Group (Japanese rice), 1871 nucleotides long. RefSeq names its product transcription factor bHLH19. The record is from RefSeq and is a predicted model, not a curated record. Lineage: Eukaryota; Viridiplantae; Streptophyta; Magnoliopsida; Poales; Poaceae. Gene Ontology annotation, molecular function: protein dimerization activity.